Messenger RNA from Nymphaea colorata (pocket water lily), 1053 nucleotides. RefSeq names its product fe(2+) transport protein 2-like. Gene Ontology annotation, cellular component: plasma membrane. The record is from RefSeq and is a predicted model, not a curated record. Gene Ontology annotation, molecular function: zinc ion transmembrane transporter activity. The transcript is spliced from 3 exons. Lineage: Eukaryota; Viridiplantae; Streptophyta; Magnoliopsida; Nymphaeales; Nymphaeaceae. Bases 1 to 1053 code for a protein of 350 amino acids. Gene Ontology annotation, biological process: zinc ion transmembrane transport.
AUGGCGUCCCUGUCGUGUUCGCCUUCUCCGGUCGCUCGCCUUCUCUUCGUGGUGAUCGCCGUCGUCUUGCUUUCGACGCUCGCAGAAGCCACCGCCGAGCCCGCGGGAGUCUGCGAAAGGAAGGCCGGGGAGUGCCACGACACGUUGACUGCGCGCCGGCUGAAAAUAAUCGCCAUCUUCGCCAUCCUGGUGGCCAGCAUGGUCGGGGUGUGCCUGCCCCUCGUAACACGCUCAGCGCCGGUGCUGAGCCCCGAUGGGAAUGUGUUCGCGAUCGUCAAGGCGUUCUCCAGCGGGGUGAUCCUGGCGACGGGGUUUAUGCACGUACUGCCGGACUCCUUCAACAACCUGACGUCGCAGUGCCUGCCGGGGGCGCCUUGGCGGAACUUCCCGUUCACCACCUUCGUGGCGAUGCUGUCGGCCGUCUUCACGCUCAUGGUCGACUCGUUCGCGACGAGCCUCCACGGGAAGGUGGCGGCGACCAACAUGGCUUGCGAGAUGGCCGCGGUUGGAGACGCGGAGGCGGGCGCAGUUACGGCCGCCGGCACGGAUAAGGACCGGAAGGAUCAGAAGCUUUUGCGUCACCGCAUCGUGGCUCAGGUGCUUGAACUGGGGAUCGUGGUGCACUCAGUUGUAAUAGGCCUCUCCCUGGGCGCUUCUGAUAACCCCUGCACAAUCAGGCCCUUGGUCGCUGCCCUUUGCUUCCACCAACUCUUCGAAGGCAUGGGCCUCGGUGGCUGCAUCCUCCAGGCUGAUUACAAGCUGAAGGCUAAAGCGAUCAUGGCAUUCUUCUUCUCGGUAACCACUCCAUUUGGGGUGGCCAUGGGGAUUGGCCUGUCCAACGUCUACAGCGACACCAGCCCCACGGCGCUCAUUGUGCAGGGACUUCUGAACGCUUGUUCGGCAGGGCUGCUGAACUACAUGGCGCUGGUGGAUCUUCUGGCAGCAGAUUUCUUGGGUCCCAAGUUGCAGGGCAACCUGAAGCUUCAGUUCGAGGCGUACAUGGCGGUUUUCUUGGGUUGUGGGGGAAUGUCCUUCAUGGCCAAGUGGGCAUAA